AUGUCCGAUUCGGUGGACUUGGUUCAGAGAUUUGACGCUGCAUUUAAAGCACUUUUCUACAACAAGUCUAAUAACGAAUUGUCGAGGCUUCAUGAAGUAUUUCUAAACUUGCCCGCCGCACAGAAAUCCUUAAUUCAUACAAGAAUGAAAGAUGCAUUUGAACAGACCGUUUCCCGCAUGAAGCCCGCCUUAACCAGCGAUAUCUCGGAGACUAAAGAUGAUUCAUUCCUCGAAGCCGCAGUUAACCAAUGGAUGAUACUAUGCGAACAAAUGAUGACGAUUAAAAACAACAUUCCAUUUAUGGAUCCUGCCUUUCAGGCACUGGGAAAAGCUUCAAUAUGGUAUAAUUUUAGCAUUUGA
This is a messenger RNA of Acaulospora colombiana, 360 nucleotides long. Lineage: Eukaryota; Fungi; Glomeromycota; Glomeromycetes; Diversisporales; Acaulosporaceae. The record is from the annotation of a GenBank genome assembly.